Molecule: messenger RNA, 2061 nt
Organism: Kalmanozyma brasiliensis GHG001
Lineage: Eukaryota; Fungi; Basidiomycota; Ustilaginomycetes; Ustilaginales
Product: Sodium/solute symporter
Exons: 2
Coding region: 1-2061 (686 amino acids)
Biological process (GO): urea transmembrane transport
Cellular component (GO): plasma membrane
Molecular function (GO): urea transmembrane transporter activity
Source: RefSeq, a predicted model, not a curated record
AUGGUCGCUUCAACCAGAGUGCUCCCAGAAGGGGCUGGCUGGGCCGUUGUGUGCGGUCUCGGCUUCUUCUUUGCUGCGUUCAUGAUCGUGCUUUCGUUCGUUCAACAACGCUACACCAACCGCGAUAUCAAGGACACUGACGAAUUCGCCUCAGCCUCACGCUCGGUCAAGCCAGGCCUAGUAGCUGCAGGUAUUUGCUCUGCCUGGACAUGGUCUUCCACUCUUCUUCAAUCAACGGCAGUAACAUACAAGCUAGGAAUCUCGGGAGGCUACUGGUACGCCGGCGGGGCAACUAUUCAGAUCCUCCUUUGCUCCAUCAUGGCCUGUAUGAUCAAGCUGAAUGCCCCCUUUUGCAGCACCUUCUUGGAGGUCUUGAGGGUCCGAUGGGGCAAAUUGCAUCAUUGCGUUCUCUUGUUCUUCGCUCUGGCCACCAACCUGCUCGUCUCUUCCCAGCUGGUCGUGGGCGGCUCAGCCGUGGCCACCACACUGACUGGAAUUCCCACACUGGCCGCCAUCUGGCUCAUCCCCAUGGGUGUUGCCUGCUACGUUCUGGUCGGCGGAAUGCGCGCCACUCUCCUCGCCGACUACACCCACACGGUCGGCCUUCUCAUCAUCAUCUUCUACUUCUUCUUCAAGGUCUGGGUCACCUCGCCAGAGAUCGGCAGCGUCUCUGCCAUGGUCGAACUUCUUCAAAAGUCGAACGAUAUCCACGGCAACGCUUCCGGUACUCCUCUCACCUUCCGUUCGCUCGAUGGGCUGGUGUUCGGGGUCAUAAACGUGAUCGGAAAUUUAGGCACUGUCUUCUGCGAUCAGAGCUAUCACCAGCGGUCUAUCGCCUCUAACCCCGCUACAGCAGCUCGCGCAUUUUUGCUAGGUGGCUCGGCGUGGUUUGCGAUCCCCUUCCUGUUCUCCAUGACCAUGGGUCUCAGCGCCAGGGGUCUUCUGUACUCUGGCAACCCUCUCAUGCCAGCUUUGUCGGCUGCGGAUGUCAACGCGGGUCUCGCUGCUCCAGCUUCCGGUGUCGCCCUGGCAGGAAAGGGGGGUGCCGUCGCGGUGCUCAUCAUCCUCUUCCUUGCCGUCACUUCCGCUUCAUCAGCUCAGCAGGUUGCCGUCGCCUCGGUGCUGACCUUCGACGUCUACAAGCCCUACGUCCGACCUCAGGCAAGCAAGCGCGAAAUUUUCAUCAUGAGCCACGCCGGUGUCGUAAUUUGGGCCAUCGUCAUGGCUCUCUUUGGCACGAUUUUCCACUACGUCGGCAUCUCACUCGGCUGGCUUUACCUCGCGCAGGGCAUCAUCAUCUCUCCAGCCGUAGUGCCAAUCUUCUGCGGGCUCUGCUUCAAGCGCACCAACAAGAUGGCCUGUCUGGUCGGCAUGGCGGUGGGUCUCGUCUCAGGUGUCGUUGUCUGGCUCGUGACGGCCGCUACGCUCGAGGGCGAAGUGACGGUUGCCAGUACCGGAAAGGACUACCCGACUCUGGCUGGCAAUUGCGUCUCCCUGUUUGUGUCCGGCAUCAUCACAAUGGCCGGCACCUUGCUUCGACCCGAGACGGAGGACCACUUUGUGCUCACGCGUGCCAUUAACGCGCCUGAAGAAGUCGUCGAGCGUAUGAACGCUCAGUCCCGACGCGAGUCUACCGGCUCUCCCGCUCCUGGCUCGCCUGAGGCAGAAAAGACCGAGUUCGACUCCGAGAAGAAGGCGCCUGCCCCUACCGCUCUGCCUUACACCAUCGAAACGGUCGACUACGUCAAAGCCGCCGGUCUGGACGCCGACGAGCUUCGCAAGACCAUGCGCUUCACCAGCUGGGUCAGCGUCGUCGCCUCCAUCUCGCUCUGUGUCAUUAUCCCCGCCUGCCUUGCUUCCCGUAAGACCUGGGAUGCGACCGGUCUCGCGGCGUACAUCUGGAUUGGCUUCGUGUGGCUGAUCUGGACUUCCUUGGCCGUUGGUGUCUUGCCUGUUUGGGAGUCGAGACACGAGCUUGCUGCUAUUCUCCGUGGUAUCGGCAAGGAUCUGACUGGCAAGAGUGGGAAGUACCAAGACGAUGCAUCCACCACCUCGUCCUAG